Molecule: messenger RNA, 8212 nt
Organism: Phymastichus coffea
Lineage: Eukaryota; Metazoa; Arthropoda; Insecta; Hymenoptera; Eulophidae
Gene: LRR
Product: F-actin-uncapping protein LRRC16A-like
Exons: 21
Coding region: 569-5065 (1498 amino acids)
Biological process (GO): regulation of Arp2/3 complex-mediated actin nucleation; cell migration
Cellular component (GO): lamellipodium; plasma membrane
Molecular function (GO): protein binding
Source: RefSeq, a predicted model, not a curated record
UAAUUCAGUGUUGUUUGCCGAAUAAAACAACCGUUACCUCGCGCGUGAAGUAGCAAUGCUUUGUUUAAAUGUAUAUCACCAAAACGAACGUCAAUUUCUCGUGCGCGUGUAGCCUGGAAAAAUCAACUCUCUCGUCCCCAUUCGCACGCGACUCCAAUUAAACUGUCCUCUAUUUGCCGCAGAGAAAAGGACAAGAAGACGGGCAGAGAAAAGCGCCGUGCGGCAACCUACAUAUUGUUUGUGCGCGCGAGGUGAGAGAGUUAGGAUCUUCCAAAAUAAUCGACCGGAGCGCUGUACGGCAGCGGCGGCGCCAGGGGCGCACAUCGAGCAGCAGCCAAGCAAAAGUCAGUGUCGCGAAGUAAAUCGAAGUGGACGUUCGCUGCGUCCUCCAUCGACGACGUUUAUCAACAGUGUUGUCGUCCGCCGUGCUAAAAGUUUCGUCUGUCGACUCGAUGACGAGGAAGCAAGCAAGCAAGCCAUCGUCGUCGCGUGGUCUUCUUCGUUGAUUGUGAUAUGUGAUUGAGAAAGAGAGUGCGAGUGUUUGGCUGCGUGAGGGCAGCGCCGCAAAAUGUCUACGAGGUCGCAGCUAACCAAGGAUUUGAACGAGUCAGUAAAGGCAUUACUUGGCAAGCAUGUUAAAAUAUUGUUGAAAAAUGUUGUGAAGCUAGAAACUAAACCAGAUAAACUUGAAAAUCGCGUAUUGGUAUUUUCACCAUGUCGACUAUUUAUUUUAACAGCAAAGGUGCCUACAAGGAUCGAUUGCCACUUCCACUAUUUGGAGGUAACAGCAGUAGAAUCCAAAAGAGCCAAUCAAUUAUCUUUGACAGUUGGGGAAAAGGUCUACAAUUUUGUGACUAUGGGUUUAGGAAGUGUCGAUACUACAGAAGUAGAUGCUAUGAUAGAAGCUCUUCAUACUGCUAUUCGAAACAUAUUUCCAACAGUACCUUUAAACUAUGUAAUCAGAAAAAUAGAUGUGAUACCAGCCAGCAGAUUGCAAAGCAUCAGAGGUAGCGAUUUAGCAAGAAGCACUGAGGCAACAAGGCAUACUGGCCCAUGUGGGGGCUUCUCUACUCAAUAUGCCUGCAUGUGUGAUUUACACAAUGUACCUUACAGAGAAGAAGUUGCUUGGGAUGUUGAUACAAUAUAUUUAUCACAUGAUACAAGAGAAUUAGAUCUUAGAGAUUUUGAUCAUCUUGAUCAGAAAGACUUGAUACCUAUUAUAUCAGCUUUAGAAUAUAAUACGUGGUUUACAAAAGUGCGUGUUUCUCACCUCAAGCUUAGUCAUGAACCACUGGAAAGAUUACUGCAUAUAUUGAAGAGAUCAUUAUCUAUUCAAGAAAUAUACUUGGAUAAUAUUGGAGCAAAAUGGGACUUUGCACACAAAUUAUCAUUAGCUUUAAUUACCAAUACAAAUGCUGUAUUGCAUACUAUAGAUUUGUCAAGCAACACAAUCGAAGAUAAAGGAGCAACAAGUCUAUGUGGUGCGAUUGCAAAAUUAACUCAAGAUCGCUCGAAUUGUAACCCAUCAUCCUUUUCGCGGAUGCACCAAUAUUUUUCACCUCUAGGAGCGGCGCACACAACUGGACCGCUCGGCAAAUUGCCCAAAGGAUUGCAAAAAUUAAAUUUAGCAAGAUGUGGUUUGACUGGCAAAGGAGUUGGUCAAAUUGCUCAUGCUUUGAGCUUAAAUCGCAGUAUGCCUAUGAGCUUACAGUAUUUGAACCUUGCAGAGAAUUGUUUGAAAGAUGAUAUUAACACUUUAUGCAGCUUUUUAGCUCAGCCUAAUGGGAUAACCCACUUGGAUCUCAGCGGUACUGAUACAACAUUAGAAUGUUUAUUCGGUGCUCUGUUGAGGGGUUGUGCAACGAAUCUAGUCCACUUAAAUGUCGCCCGAAACUCAUUCUCGAGUAAAAAAACCAAAGAAAUACCACCGAGCUUCAAGCAAUUUUUCACGGCAACGCUGUCGCUCAAGUACUUAAAUAUCUCGUUCUGCAAAUUACCCCUUGAGGCGCUUAAACAUCUACUCCUUGGGUUAGCUUGUAACGAAAGUACAGUUGGUCUAGAACUCGACAUGAGCGGGAAUAAUCUCAGCUCAAUGGGCGCUCACGUACUUGAAUCGUGUAUUCAUGGCGUGAGGUGCAUAGCUUCGUUAGAUAUCUCAGAUAGCAAUAUGGACGUGGAUUUGGCUCAAGUAAUUACUGCCAUAAGCAAGAACAAGUCCAUCAAAAAACUGUAUAUGGGUCGCAACACACUUGGCAUGAAAAGUAAACACAUUGCUGUUGUAAUGGAUUCAUUAGUACAGAUGCUUCAAGAAGAAGAUUGCGUGCUUCAAGAAUUACAUUUACCUGACUCACGAUUGAAGGGUGAUUUGUAUAAUCUUAUCAACGCUAUUGGUAGUAAUACUUGUUUACGAGUGUUGGAUAUUAGUGGCAAUCAAAUUGGUGAUCCUGGUGCUAGACUUCUUGCUAAAGCAUUACAAAUUAACAAUCAUUUGAAAACUAUUAUUUAUGAUAGAAAUAACAUCAAUAUGCAGGGUUACGCCGAUAUUGCCCAUGCUUUAGAGAGAAAUUAUAGUGUCAGACAUAUGCCAACGCCAAUUUACGAUCUGCAGCCUUGUAUGAAAGCUUCCGCGGAGAAGACCGAGCAGUUGACAAGAAAGAUACAAGACUUUCUUCAGCGAAACGUUGCUCCCUGCAGAAACAGUCACGGCCAAGCUUUCCGUUUACAACAAGGUUUCUUAUUAAGUUCUACUCAGCAUAUGGUUGAUCGAUUGGUCGUUCAAACGCAAGAUACGAUUAAAGCUCUAGCAGCUGAGACUUGUAAUGCCAAUGAAGAUAUUAAUUACGCGACAGGGCUGAUUCAAGAUGCUGACAAUUCAAAACAACUUUUGCCAAGGUUGCAUGAGGUGCUGCAAAGGCGAGACGAAAACAAUCCUAUAGAGGCGAAGCUCAUUGAGACGGCUUGUCAAGUGCAUAGAGUUGUAUCUAGCUAUUUGCAGGAUUCUUUGGAAGCAAUGCUUAAAUGCGCCAACGAGCAGUGUCCUGCAAUUCUGGAGCAAACUGUUGUCAAUAGAGAUGAUGAUUACGAUGAGAACGAAUCAAUCACUCUAGAAGAGCAUUUGAUGAAAUCUUGUAAAGAGAAAAAUAAGAUAUCUUUGGAGUUUAUUCAAAACACCAUAACCGAACAAGCUGGGGCAGAUAUAGUCAAUAAAGUGAACGAACUGAAUCUCUCUGUCGCGGCCCACAUCUCCGAUCGUAUAACCGACCAAGUGAUUGAGUCACUAUCGACAAGCUACAAAACGUUAAUCGGAGAGUGUGAGAUUCGCACGCGGAGCAGUACACCAGAUGUUUUACGGCCUAGCGCUGGUUCGACGAGCAGCGGUGGCGGGAGCGUAAUCGGCGUGGGAACUGGUGGCAUAAGUUUGAGCAUGUCCGCUGGAACACCAGUUGUUGAGAGAACGAGCCUCGUCACGGACGAGGAGGACGAUCAACAAAAUAGUGAACGUGCUGAUACUUCUACCGAAAAGGAUAAUCAUGUGUUUCUGGGUAAAGCCAUGGGACGACUUUCUGCUGAGGAUAAUUCACCGAUGCUGGAUUACUUGAAUCUUGCAACACCACACCUGUCAAAUAAAAGAAAGAGUUUACACGGAAGAAAAUUACGGCCUAAAUCUGUAGUAGAUUCUGUUGAGGGUCUAUCGGCGGAUGACAUUCCAGACCUUUUGCCGUCGUCUUCUUCAUUGCCUAAGAAUCAACAAAGCCAAGAAGGAGCAUCCGAGAACGAACACUCAUUAACAGAGUCACUUGAUUCGCUCUCAGAGUUGCCAUCGAACACAGCAGGUCAACAAUUGCAACACUUGGUGAAAACAAGACCAAAAAGAACAAAAACCCGUGCUCCGUCAAGACCGAUGUUGCGACCUGAUCAACCUCAGUCAAUCGAUGGCAUUGCUCUUGAAGAAGGCCUUGAUGUGUUCUUCAGGCCCACGACACCUACUACACCCAUUAUUGGUUCGCCAACAAGCGAUGACAGUUCACUUACGUUUCCAACAACCGCGACCGCGAGUCAAGACGGUGGCAGCCCGAGUCCCUCUGUAACUAGUCAAAAGAGCGAUGCAGUUAAGAAAAGUGCACCAAAUGCACCGAUGCUCAAAACCUUGCAUACAGAACAACAGUCACCGCGGUCACGUUCCAGUGACGAUGUGGCUAAGUUCUCACCCCUUGUUGGUCGCCGAUCACACGGAGACUCACCUCUUACGGCCUCGCCGUUGGCUCGACGUAAUACUGAUAAAAAUGAUGGAUCUAGCGAUGAACAAAGUGGCCAUACCGCAACGCCAGACAGUGAGGCGAACAAAGAACAACAAAAAAAUGAACCAAUCGAAAAUGGAGGCAAGAGUGUCAUGUCAUCCGUUCGAAAAUUUACUGCAGCUAGUCCAACAAACGGUGGCAUGGCGAAAAAUUAUAUCCUUGAAACGGCAAAAUCUCCAGUACUACGUUCUUUGGCAACUAAAAAUAAUCAACAAUCUGGUGAUCGGCGUUCGCCACCUACAACUGCUCCAAAACCAAGACCAUGGAGUAUGGCAACAGAUAGAAAGUCUGGUUUUCUUACAGGUGAAUUUAAUCAACUACUGAGCGAUGGUUCAAGUCCCAAUACAUCAGCAGGAAAUACACCAGACUCAGGUGACGCACUAGACGAGUCAACGGAUAGUGGCGUUUGUGGGCCAGCAUCAUUGCCACCAAGUCUUACAGCAAGUUGCAUCGUGGGCAGUUCACUGAGUAACAGUGGUAUUGAAAAGCGCUCUGUUCGUGAAUUAGCGGCGAGUCUUUCAAAGAGUAGCAAUGCAUCAUUGAAUCCACCGAAGGCAGACAAGAAGGAAAACGAGUAUUCUGCAGCAUGGAGAUCUGUUCUACGACGUUAUAUUGAUCCCCCACCACCGAUACCGCCACCCACACUUAAGGCACAGGAAGCACAGAAAGAGACUGAGCCUAAUCGUCGACUGGCUUUCAAACUUCGACGAACCUCUUUUCUUCUCGAUUCGAAUUUCAAUUAUGAUAACGACACAGUUGAUGUAUAGAGAAAAAGAAAGAAAAGCAACAUUCCAAUAAAUGAUGCAAUCGUAACGAUUUGCUCAAAAUUUGAUGCACUAGGCUGUCGCGAUAUAUUGUUUAUUAUGUAUUAACAAAAAGAUGGACAAUGUCGAUAUUUUAAAGAUUUAUAUUUUCGAAUUUUAAAUGAUCAUUCAAACGAUAUUUUUUCAGGUAAAUUAAGUGUAUGUUCUACUAUAUAAACAAAUUUUACAUUCCAAUAUCGUUCUGCCAUUUAAAGAAAAUUAUCUCAAGGUUAUUAACGAUGAGUCAGUAACUGACGUUGACCUUUACAAAUAGCGUAAGACAAUUGAUGAGAAAAAAAACUGAUAUUGAAGUUACUUCUCUCGUGUAAACUGCCCAAUUUAAAAAGAUUUUUUGUAAAAUUAAGACGUAACUGCAUCGUUACCGAAAGUACUAUACAAUAAUAACAUACGAACAUACAAGAUUUCUUUCUUUUUCUCUUCUCUAGAAUACUUCUAUUUGAUGAAAAAAGAAAACGAAUUGACAUUUUUCCAUAACGAAAACGACAUGCAUUGACAUUUUGUACUUGCAUCGAUUGUAUUCUCUAAAUCACAGAAACAUUAAGUAUGUAAAUGUAAAGGGCCGACAUUUUUAAGUGCCUGCUGUUUAAUUCCGAUGAACAACCGACUAAUUUUAAAUUAUAUCUCAGAAUUCAAAGAAUAUUUAUCAAGGGCAGGGUACUUAAAGAACCCUCUAUUAUUUAUGCACUACCUCAUCAUCUUCCAUUACUCUCGCUCGCUUAAUUUUCCUUUUCGUAUCAUCUUUCAAACUGCAUAUCUUUUUUAAUGAAUCGAUACACAAAAAAUGGAAUUUUUCAAUUUUAGAUGGUUUUUACCUAUCAAAAAUCUCGAAAAAAUUUAUACAAUUUACACAUUUUUGAAAAUUUUCAAUUAAUGACUGAAUUAGUAUAGUUUUUUGCAAUAAUCAGAUCGUUGACAAGAUUUGUUACAAAAAGCCGUCUCAAUUUUUUGUAAUUAAGAAUUUACACGACACGUAAAAGACUUAGUAAACUUAAAUUAUUAUUAAAAAAGAUUGUAGUUUUGAAUCUAUAUAAUUACUACCUGUGAUUUUUUACUUUGUCAUUUAUGCCAAAAUUAGCCAACAAUUUUUUACACUGCUAUAAUUAAUCAAGAGCGCGAGUAUCGAAGAAUCAAUUAUUAAUUAACUUUACUCAGAGAUAUAGCUCUAUUUUGUUUUACUAGUUUCGUAGAUAAUACUAGUGAAACCUACAAUCACGAUACAUAUAUUAAUGAUUCCAGCUCGGUGCUCUGUUACUAGAGUGCUCCACUUUAUUAAUUCCUCUUUUUUAAUAGUAUGUAAGGCUUAUUUCGAUGAUUUUUACUUUUUGUUUUUUUUGUCGUGCAAGCAAGUGCGAAAAAAUCACUGAUGUUGUUUUUUAUGUUUUAGUUGCGUCCAUUCACGUUUCUUUUUCGUGUGCGUAUUUGCGCACUUAAUGUACAUAGGUGUGUGUAUAAGCGAAUUAGUUAAGAUACACGAAGAGGAGAAGGUUUUACGAUUAUAUAUCUUGUAAUUCUACGAGCGCCUAGUUAUUAUUAUAUACAUAAAAAGGUAGAUUCGAAUCGAGCCGUGAAAUUUUGCUCUGAGUUGAUUGAUGUCGUUGACCAUAUGUUGACUGAAAUAUUCAUUGCUAAAGAUGAUUUAUUUACAUAUAUAUAUAUACAACUGAAGCAAUUUGAAGUCAUUAUAACAACGUAUCAUUUUUAUACUAUCAAUUUUUUAUACUACUAUUGUAUUUUGAUUUAGGCUAUAUGUAUGCGGAUAUUGUAGUUGAUGACAUCUUUUUCUCAGUGCAAACCUUAAACUGACAAACAAUUUUACGGUAAGAAUUUGAUUAAUUAACUUAAAAAAACUCACUUUAAAAAUUAGACAUUUUCGAAUUGCAUUGCUCAUCCAUAAAAUAACAUAGGCCGCAAGAAUCUUAUUUGUGAUUUUUAAUAUUUUUAAUAUGUGGAUUUAGUUACAACAUUUCUAAGGUCACAAAAAUUUUAAUAACCAAUUUGUUUUAAACUUAGCAUGUAAUUGAAUAUAUAUUACGUUGAGCAAUCUAUAACAUUUUAUACUUUUCUUUUAUGAUCAAAAAUUCAUUAAAAUCCGAAAUAUUGAAAAUCACUGCAACGUAUCAUACAAUAUUCAUCAUUAAGCCAGUAAAGUUUAACUCUUCAAGCAAACAGUUAAAAUAUCAUAAAAAUAAAAUCGAAUCGAAUCUCAAAACUGCGUGUGCCAAAUUAAAGUGAGUAUAACUGAGCUGAGAUUUAAACACGCGAGAAAUAUUGAUAAGAAUCCUGAUUAUUAAGAAGGAAUUGUUUGAUCAAAAUUUUCUAUUCAAUAAAACAAUUUUCGUAUCUUUUUUAUACUUAAAAGUAUUGUUUUGAAAAGAAUUCUAUUUUGUACAUACAGUAAUUGACUUUUUGCAAUAUAUAUGAAAUGUGUUUUUUAUGUAAAAUUUAGGCACUGAUUUUUGUGUGAUCAUCACCAAAACGUAAUUGAGUGUAUCGCUUUUUUUCUCACACGAUAAAUCAAGUGAAACAUUUUGAGUCGGAAGACAGACGGAAGAAGUGCAUGGCUUAUUACAAAAGUCACACGACAAGUGUAUGUGUGUGCGGCCGAAAAGUGUAUGUGCAUGUAUAUAAUUUUAUUUGUAACGGUUGACUGAGCGCUCAUGGAUGUAGAUCUUAGGAGCAUUUUUUUGCGAAUAGAUAUAAUAUUAAAUUAGCUUACGCACAUACAAGUGCUAAGUUCAAUGAUUGUUUUCUCAUUUUUUUUUUAAUAUUACGUAUUAUAAUAGUAUACAUUCCUUAUGUAUUUUGCCAUGAGCUGCAAUCAUCGAUUUAAUAAUCACUGUCUUGUCACGAUUUAGCGUUAUACAUACAAUUAUAAACGAUAGUAAUUAAUAUUGUUAUUACCUAUUAUUGCUGUAUUAUUUUUUAUUACAUUAUUAUCAUUAAUAUUAUGAUAAUUUUUUAAUGAAAAAAUAUUAAAGUUGUACACGACGGGUGAGAUGUGUGAAAAGGUGGAAUUGUAUUUAGCAAGGGAAACGAGAUGUAUUUAUGAGUAUAUCUUUGACGAACAAUAAAAGUACGAGAUCGAUUUAA